Molecule: messenger RNA, 132 nt
Organism: Sclerotinia sclerotiorum 1980 UF-70
Lineage: Eukaryota; Fungi; Ascomycota; Leotiomycetes; Helotiales; Sclerotiniaceae
Exons: 2
Coding region: 1-132 (43 amino acids)
Source: RefSeq, a predicted model, not a curated record
AUGCCUGAAAUGGUGAGGUUGGCCUAUAUGUUCGAGGUCGAGAUCGAAGGCUCAUGGUACUUUGAACGGGCCUGUCAACAGAAUCACUGCUGCAUGAAUCAUGGAAAACAAGACCUUGCCGCCGUUCUCUAG